CUGAUGUGACUUGUUUGGAAUUUAAAUCUUGAAAUGGAUAUUGAAUAUAAACUCCUAAGAGAAAUAGAUUGUAAACAAGGAGCUGUCCGAGCUGUACGAUUUAGUGUCGAUGGGACUUACUGUUUAACUUGUGGGUCUGAUAGAAAAUUAAAAUUAUGGAAUCCGCACAGAGGGGUUACUUUAAAAACAUACGGAGGACACGGAGACGAAGUAAUGGAUGCUUAUGCAUCUUGCGAUAGUAGUCAAAUUAUUUCUUGUGGAUUGGAUAAAUCAGUUAUUCUCUGGGAUGUAGCAACUGGGACCCCUGUUCGUCGUUUUAGAGGACAUGUAGGUCCUGUUAAUACAGUAAGAUUUAAUGAAGAAUCUUCUAUGGCUAUUUCUGGAUCAAGAGAUAACUCAGUUAUGUGUUGGGAUGUGCGUUCUAAAGUUCAGGAUCCUGUGCAAUGUUUAGGCGAAGCUAAAGAUUCUAUUUCUGGUGUCAGGGUGUCGGACCACGAAAUUCUAACAGGCUCAUUUGAUGGCAAAAUACGCAGAUACGAUAUCCGUGUUGGUGAAAUGUAUGCAGAUUAUAUGGGAGAUGCAGUCACAUGUGUUAAUUUCACACGAGAUGGUCAGUGUAUAGUGGUCAGUUGUGCAGAUGCUGUAGUCAGAUUAAUGGACAAAGAUUCGGGAGAAUUGCUUGGAGAAUUCACAGGUCACUCUGCAGAUAAUUUAUGUCUGGAAUCAAGUGUUGAUGUUCAAGAUACUCGUAUUCUCUCUGGUUCAGCCGAUGGAAAACUAUGGAUCUGGGACCUAGUUUCUCAAAAAGUAGUCGCCAAACUUUCCGGUUUUAAACCGACUAAACAUCCUCUAGUGUCCUUGAGUGUACAUCCACAGACUAAUUGUUUUUUAGCUGCGAACGGACCCACUGUCGUAAUGUGGAGCACUGAAUCUUCAGUGCAAGAAUAGUGCUUUAUAAAGAACAUUUUAAUAUGUGUAUUAUAUAUUGUUACGCUGUGGCGUUCCGCCACACGACAUAACAGUUUUAUUAUAGAAUACAACA
Messenger RNA from Dufourea novaeangliae, 1042 nucleotides. RefSeq names its product WD repeat domain-containing protein 83. Lineage: Eukaryota; Metazoa; Arthropoda; Insecta; Hymenoptera; Halictidae. The record is from RefSeq and is a predicted model, not a curated record. The coding region runs from base 34 to 948 and encodes 304 amino acids. Gene Ontology annotation, biological process: mRNA splicing, via spliceosome. The transcript is spliced from 5 exons. Gene Ontology annotation, molecular function: protein binding. Gene Ontology annotation, cellular component: catalytic step 2 spliceosome.